Periophthalmus magnuspinnatus is the source of this 1808-nucleotide messenger RNA. RefSeq names its product zinc finger protein 362b (gene znf362b). The transcript has 9 exons. Gene Ontology annotation, biological process: central nervous system development; regulation of transcription by RNA polymerase II. Gene Ontology annotation, cellular component: transcription regulator complex; PcG protein complex; nucleus. The record is from RefSeq and is a predicted model, not a curated record. Gene Ontology annotation, molecular function: DNA-binding transcription factor activity, RNA polymerase II-specific; RNA polymerase II cis-regulatory region sequence-specific DNA binding. Bases 77 to 1426 code for a protein of 449 amino acids. NCBI's taxonomy places the organism in Eukaryota, Metazoa, Chordata, Actinopteri, Gobiiformes, Gobiidae.
GCAGCAGGGAGAGAGAAGAACAUCCAGCUUAAAAAAAUAGCUGCAAAAGACAUUAUCUGCAAGCGGGUGAAAAAGGAUGGCUGAGCCUCGGUUCAAUAACCCGUACUUCUGGCCUCCACCUCCCUCCAUGCCUGGCCAGCUGGAUAACCUCGUGCUCAUCAACAAGAUCAAGGAGCAACUAAUGGGCGAGAAGAUCCGCCCGCUGCACCUGCCCCCUACCUCCACACCAUCCCAACAGCCGCUUCUGGUGCCGCCCUCCCCCUCCCCAGAAGGGGGCGCUGCUCACGGUAUAACAGGGCCCAAGCCUCAGACACAACAGCAACAGCAGCAGCAACAGUCAGUAACAGGGCACCAUACGCAGAGCUCAGGGCAACCGGAUAUCGCCCUCCGCGCCCGGCCUGCCACCAGCUCCGGACCAGAUGUAAAUAUGGAUGAUAAGGCUGCAGUGAAGGCCAAAGGGUUGUGGGAAGACUGGCACAUGAGACAACUUAGUGAGCAGUCGGUGCGUCUCAACCACAGAACAGGUUUAGUUCCUUCCUCAAGAGCAGAGACCCACACCUCCUCAGAUGCCCUGACCCCAACCACACCCACCUCCAGCUCCCAGAACAGGCUCAGCAGCGCCCCUUCUGUCAACAUCCUCUCAGGGCUGACCACCGCACCAGGGAUGGACCACAUGAAGACUGGGGGCCUGGCGGGACUUCUUGGGCCCCCCCCAAAACCCCCCCGCGGGAGAAAGAAGAUUAAGGCCGAGAACCCAUCUGGACCACUGCUGGUGGUGCCCUACCCCAUCCUCGCAGACCAGGGCUGUGUAACUGUGGCCCCCAAAGAGGGGAGAACAUACAGAUGUAAAGUGUGCCCGCUGACCUUCCUGUCCAAGUCAGAGAUGCAGCUUCACUCCAAGUCGCACACAGAAGCCAAGCCGCACAAGUGUCCGCACUGCUCCAAAACCUUUGCCAAUGCCUCGUACCUAUCCCAGCACCUCCGCAUCCACCUGGGCAUCAAGCCCUACCACUGUUCUUACUGUGAGAACUCCUUCAGACAGCUGUCCCAUCUGCAGCAGCACACCAGAAUCCACACUGGUGACCGGCCGUACAAAUGUGCUCAUCCCGGCUGUGAAAAGGCCUUCACUCAGCUCUCCAACCUCCAGUCUCACCAGAGGCAGCACAAUAAAGACAAACCAUACAAAUGUCCAAACUGUUACCGUGCCUACUCGGACUCAGCCUCGCUGCAGAUCCACCUGUCCGCUCACGCCAUAAAGAACGCCAAGGCCUACUGCUGCAGCAUGUGUGGCCGCGCCUACACCUCAGAGACCUACCUUAUGAAGCACAUGUCCAAACACACUGUUGUGGAGCACCUCGUCAACCACCAGUCUCCACAGAGGACCGACUCUCCCAGCAGCAUCCCUAUCCGAAUCUCCCUCAUCUGAUCCAGAGUAGGGCCCAGGGUGCAGCUCGCUUAGCAGGCCCUGCACCUACAGCCAUCUACAUCAGGCACAGACAGUACUAAAGCUGGCAUUAACAGGCCAUUUGAACCGAAUGAAAGUGGUUUGAAAAACAAACAGCAGUAUUUUACCAAUGUAAUGUGGUGGCUUGUUGAUUUGUGGAGAGUGGAGAGGUUGAAUAUUGUAAUGCGUCAGAUUUCUAAAGCACUUUCUGGUAAGAGUUGAGUAAACCGCUGGAUUAAUUGGAUGUUAGACAUGUUUAAGUUAAUCCAUGGCCUUCUUCAGACCCGACACGAGAUCAUUUUAGUGGAAUGAGAUUGAAUGUACCCAACAAAAUCAACAAUUUUUUAUGUCGUCUCUCAUCCCU